Molecule: messenger RNA, 2246 nt
Organism: Cicer arietinum (chickpea)
Lineage: Eukaryota; Viridiplantae; Streptophyta; Magnoliopsida; Fabales; Fabaceae
Product: stomatal closure-related actin-binding protein 1-like
Biological process (GO): regulation of stomatal movement; actin filament organization
Molecular function (GO): actin binding
Source: RefSeq, a predicted model, not a curated record
UUUAAAGCAUAAACAUUAUUAUAAAGAAAGACAUGAAAAGAAAAAUACAAUUGAAAAUGUUAACACUAAACUAGCUGAAUGGAAUGGGCCACUACUGUGGCGCCAUUCUCUUUUCCUUCUCUCUUUUUCCUUUCAAAAAAGCAAAGCUACCAUCUCUCUCUCUCUCUACCUUGUUGGUGGAUAACAACCACAUUUGAGCAACCUCUUUACAUCUCAUCAAACACUCUCAAUCUUAUUAUUUGUUUGCUCUCUCAUCAUCUAGGAAUAGUUGGCGGGAAUGACGAGGGUAACUCGCAAUUUUGGUGAUACUAUGUACAGAGAGGCGGUGCCGGUGGUAUCAGCCGAUGUAAUAUUUGCUUCUCUUAGAUUUCCUACUUACAAAAUUGGAUCUAACAAUCAGAUCAUGGAGACAAAGGAUGAUCUAAAAGUGCUACCGAUGAAGGAGAUUGUUGCACGCGAGACUGCACAGCUGUUGGAACAGCAGAAUCGUCUCUCAGUUCGCGAUCUUGCCAGUAAAUUUGAGAAGGGUUUAGCUGCUGCUGCUAAGUUGUCUGAAGAGGCUAGACUUAGAGAAGCAGCUUCACUAGAGAAACAUGUUCUAUUAAAGAAGCUUCGAGAUGCACUGGAAUCCUUAAAAGGGCGAGUGGCAGGAAGAAACAAGGAUGACGUUCACCAAGCUAUUUCUAUGGUUGAAGCUCUUGCAGUUCAGCUAACUCAUAGGGAAGGGGAGCUAAUACAAGAGAAGUCUGAGGUGAAAAAGCUAACAAAUUUUCUUAAGCAGGCUUCUGAAGAUGCUAAGAAACUUGUAGAAGUGGAAAGAGCUUUUGCUCGUUUUGAAAUAGAUAAUGCCCGGGCAGCAGUUCAGAGAGUGGAGGAGGCGCUUCAAGAGCAUGAGAAGAUGUCUCAAGCUUCAGGGAAACAGGACCUGGAACAAUUAAUGAAGGAGGUUCAAGAGGCUCGAAGAAUCAAAAUGCUGCAUCAGCCAAGCAAGGUUAUGGAUAUGGAACACGAGCUUCGAGCAUUAAGGGCUCAACUUGCAGAAAAGUCUAGACACUAUCUUAGACUCCAAAAGGAGCUGGCAAGGGCAAAGAAAGGAGAUGAAAGUGUCCCUCAUUUAUAUGAAUUAGAAGGCACUGAAACAUUAGGUUCAUAUUUGCAAAUUCAAUCUUGCUCCAAUAAUGCCCCGGAACUCUCAGAAUGUUCAAUUCAGUGGUAUCGAGUAUCAACAGAAGGUGCUAAAAAGGAACUUAUUUCAGGAGCCACCAAAUCAGUUUAUGCCCCAGAACCUUUGGACGUUGGACGCUUAUUGCACGUUGGUAUUAUUUCAGAAGUCUUGCAAAUCACAUUGUCAACCACUGGUCCAAUUGAACCAGCUGCUGGUUUGGGAAACUAUGUAGAGGCACUUGUGCGAAAACAUGACACUGAAUUCAACGUGGUUGUAACCCAGACAAACGACUCACAUCAUCCAACUGAAUCCAUUCAUAUACUUCAUGUGGGAAAAAUGAGAAUGAAGCUUUGUAAAGGGAAAACAACAAUUGCCAAAGAAUAUUAUUCAAGUUCAAUGCAGCUUUGUGGAGUUCGAGGGGGUGGGAAUGCUGCGGCACAGGCACUAUUUUGGCAACCAAAACAAGGACUCUCAUUUGUAUUAGCUUUUGAAUCAGAGAGAGAAAGGAAUGCAGCUAUCAUGCUUGCAAGGAGGUUUGCAUUUGAUUGUAAUAUUGUUCUAGCUGGUCCAGAUCACAGAGCUCCUUCAGAAACAUGAUGUGACUUCCUUUAAUACUAUGUUCUCAACUGUAAUUAUUUGAGUUUCCCUCUCUUGUAUUACAAUUUUUGUAGCACCAACAUUUCUGAUCCAAGGCGUGUUCCAAUGUUCGACACAUGUCGGUGUUUGACACCGACACCUUGAUUAGAUUCAAUUAAUUCGUUUUUUCAAAUUAUAACUAGUGUCAACGUGUCAGUGUCAUGUCUGAUUUUUGUGUCAAUAUUUGUAUUUCAUAGAUUACACGUGUGUAACAGUGAAAAAUAUAUCUUUUUUUUGUGCUAAGGAUUCAUACCUGGCGGUCUGAGUUCUUUUACUCAAUUUUCUUUCACCAACACCGGGGCAUUUUUUUGUUUGCCUUUGUGAGUGAUUGUUGGUGAUAGGUUUAGAGUUUACAAUUAUGGAAUUGGUGGAUGCCAUGUCCAGUGUUUGUGGUGCUAAUUAAUUGUUUUGAUUCAUCCAUUUACUGUCAGUUGUAUUUUUGCUA